Messenger RNA from Ananas comosus (pineapple), 891 nucleotides. RefSeq lists its product as uncharacterized. Bases 122 to 664 code for a protein of 180 amino acids. The record is from RefSeq and is a predicted model, not a curated record. The transcript has 4 exons. Gene Ontology annotation, molecular function: iron ion binding. NCBI's taxonomy places the organism in Eukaryota, Viridiplantae, Streptophyta, Magnoliopsida, Poales, Bromeliaceae.
CAUAUUCACAACACUUCUUUUCAUCACAAAAGCAAACACUGAGCACUAAACACUCCACCCAAAAAAAAAAAAAACAUAAAAAUUAAAAAUAAAAGAAAAGAAAAAAAAAAAAGUAAUUAACAUGGCUCUUCAAGCACAAGCAGGGCUGCGGAGGAGCAAUAUUCCAGCUUCUCUUUCGCCUCCGGUCGGCAGCGGUGGUGGUGGCGGUGGCGGUGGCAGCAGCGCAGGUCUACGGAGAAGCCCCGACGGGUUCGCGUUCCGGUCGGCAUUCUUCUCCCCCUCGGUGCAUCUGCUGCUGGCGGAAGCGCUUCCCAGAAAAGCACCCGCUGCCGCCGCCGCCGCCGCCGCCGGGCCGAGAUUCUCCAUGAGAGUCGCCUCCAAGCAGGCCUAUAUUUGCCGCGAUUGUGGCUAUAUUUACAAUGACAAGACUCCCUUUGAGAAGGUUCCUGAUAAUUAUUUCUGUCCUGUCUGUGGCGCCCCCAAAAGAAGAUUUCGGCCGUACCAACCUGCAGUUGCCAAGAAUGCAAAUGAAACGGGCGUGCGGAAGGCGAGGAAGGCGCAGCUGAAGCGAGAUGAAGCCAUCGGGCGGGCUUUGCCGGUUGCUGUUGUGCUCGGAGUUGCGGGUCUAGCCGGUUUAUAUUUCUACCUCAACAAUGUCUAUUAAUGUUGACUCCCAAAAAAAAAAAAGAAAAAAAAAAGAAAAAAAAAAGAAGCCAUAGUAGAAGCUAAGAAGCAAAAUUACUAUUUGGGGGAUCUUGUGAGGCUCUUGUUCAUGGUGAAAGGGUAGUGCUCUUAUUUGUUGCUAGUUAUUAUUAUAUAUAGUAAGAGAGAAUUUCAUUGUAAUCAUCCACUUUGUGUUUUCCAGUUCCAGUUUAUGCAAGUUUUGUUGAA